AAUAUUCGAUAAACUGCCUUAUGACACUUUAUUAGAUACUGUUGCGUUGUCGCGGAAGGAUAUACUAGUUGCCCCAUUUUGCUUAUCGGAGCUGUUACCUGUUACCAAUUACCAAAAUGAAGCAUCAGCAAGUUGUUGUUGACUACUGGACCAUGCUGAAGACAUCGGCAUUGUGUCUGAUAUUGGCUGUAACGGGUUUUAUAUUUCUCAGAAUGGUGCAAACGAUCUUUUGGUUGCCCAAACGUUUUAAUCAGAACCAGGAACGAUUGGAAGCCUUGGCCAAGCAAUAUAGCGAACAAAUGGAUCCGGAGGAGCGAGCUGAAAUCGAAAAGCUUUUCAACAGCAAGGAACCCCUAACAGAGGCGCAAAUUAAUAAGUUGCUGGAUGGUUCCAAAUCGGAGAUCGAAGAGCCCAAAAAAGAACAGUAGACACUAAGUAUUUAAUACACAAAAGAAUUUUAAAUGAAUAAAUACAUAUCUGGAAAAGAAGAGCAGUGGAAAACCUAUAUAGCAAAUAUCCCACAAUCAACAGUAGAUACUAGCUAUAAAUAACCUACAAGAUUUCACCGGAAUAAAUAUUUAUUUUUAAUAUUUCUGAAAACUUUCAAUUCAGUAAGCGAUGAGUCCAGCUGGCAACAGUAGACACUAGCUAUAAAGUUCACAGAUUGUAUUUUGUUUUUAAACAAUAUAUAGCAUAUAUAUUUUGUUUAGUAUAUCAAGUAUGUUUUGAAACAAUAAUUGGUAUUACAGCGAUUUUACACAUCAUUUAUAAUAUUUAUAUAUCUUAAAACUGAGCAAUCAACUAAAUUGGCAAAACAUAAACGUAUAAUCAAUCAGCAA
Molecule: messenger RNA, 839 nt
Organism: Drosophila mojavensis
Lineage: Eukaryota; Metazoa; Arthropoda; Insecta; Diptera; Drosophilidae
Exons: 2
Coding region: 117-428 (103 amino acids)
Source: RefSeq, a predicted model, not a curated record